AUGGCCAACACCUUUCAAGAGUACUUACGGCUUGGCCCAUGGGAAAUAUCUCGCCGCCGUCAUGAUCGUGCAAACUUCUCUGUUGGAUUUGUCGAAGAAUGGUGGCAAAGAAACCCACCAGCUGCUUAUGACUCGCCCAAGUUGGGACGACUGACACCUUUCCAAUGUCGUGAACCCACUAUUACAGGCAUGAGCAGGGAAGAAUUUCGUGAGCGUGUUCAUCGCAAUAAUCAUCUUCGUAGCUCAAACACCACUCUAAACGAUAGUCUAAACAGGUCGUCUGUAGUUGGUCAAGACAGGCCAAGAGUGUCUUUUGGAUCAACUGAUAUUGUCAUGUAUUUCAAAGACGAAAAAGCAGAUUCAGACUGUGCUCGUAAAGCCAAUGACUGCAUAAAUGACGACCAUCAAUUCAAAAGUCAUCACACUGGCAUUUACCAGUCACAAGAUAAAAGUCUCGAUCGCAGCAACCAGAGCUAUAUGACAUUUUGCUGUCUUGAAAAAACCAAUUCUAGCCAUGAUAUUUCAACCACAAAUAGGAACGAAUCCAUACUAAAUCAGCGUCAUUCACAAUCAGCAGAUAGCCUAAACAUCUGCACAACUUCCACGGAUGACAUGAAAAUGAAUGAUGCAUACAAUUCCGAUUCGAUGCGUACUAUUCGAGCAAACUCUACAUCUACGCUCGUAUCUGCAUCAGAAUUUCCCCCAUUCACAAAAUCCCAUUUGGCAGCAUCCAAAAAAACCUCUUUUACAUCCAACCCAGCCGCUAAACCCCCGCCUUUAUCCAACAGUAACAAUCAAUCUCCUUCAGAAACUACAGCAGAUGCACGCAUACAGGAGAUUGUGCCUACCCAGUUUAUUUUUGACUCCAGCAAUUCCAUCGCAUUCUCGCAUCCUGAGCCUUUUGACUUUUCUAUGAAAAAAGCUCAUCGUCGUACAUCGUUUAUUCUUGACGAUAUAAUCAACAGCAAAACUUCAAACGUCACUUUGACUGAUGCAGAGAAUCUACCUAAAACUAUGCCUGACGCAGAAUCUAAAAAAUCAGAUAUAGACCCGCUUCUCUCGACUGUGCUUGAUGCGCCAAAUCAUUCAAUCAGCCCAACAGUAUCCAUCACAAGUGAUACGACAGAGCUAAACGACAUAAUGAUUGAUCCCAAGCCUGACGCAGAAGCUAAACCAAUUCAUUCAAAUAUUUUAGACUCUAAUCAAGUUGAUCCUACAUGCGCGACAAUAUAUCUGAAUCCCAUUGAAGUGCAAGGUAUAAGCAUUCCCGUCCCAUAUCGCGAUAUUCCAAAAGAUCUACCUUGUCAUACUUAUGAGCAGGAUCGAUUGCAAAUCGAGGCUGUAGCAGAAUACUUGACCGAAUCUUGCAGGCAUAUACCAUUGGAUGCAUUUCCAAUCUCACUGGCUCGUCGCAGUACAAGUAUCCAUGAUAUGGACCGAUCAAGCAUUGUGGCUCCGCCAUUCAACUCUCCAGUGUUAUCCCGUUGCUCAAUUUUCAAUAAUAUCCAUCAACUCGACUAUCCUCUGCCUCUACCGGCUUCUAUCAAGGAUAAAGGUCGCGAUAUAUCUGUACUCACUCUUUUAGCUAUGCGCGAGAAAAAGAUUGAUACAGUGAACGAACUUUUAGUCAAACUGAUUCAAGCUGCAAUCAAUGUUGCCCAGCAUGUUUCUGACAAUGAGUAUGUUCGUAUUGCAAAAUUGCUUAUUCCUACCACAUUUCAUCCACAAAUGGUCGAUGUACACAUCAACUACAACUCGGACUAUAUACUGUACGAGGAGGCUGAUGGAAAAUUCAUUCUUACAAAACCGGAUGAUAGUUACUUUUACAAUCAAGAUAGACUUUGCAAGAUGCAUCGUACACAGUUCAAGUCGGAUACAACAAAACCAUCAACUCUUGCUGCACCAGCUUUAUCUUCAAAACCACGUACUCGUAAAACAGGAUCCAAUCACAAUCCUAGAUUGUACUCGGAUCAGUCAAAUGGUACAUUGACACAAACUUGUGCAGCAUCUUCACCCCAUCAAUUGGCCAAUAUACCAUCAAAAUCGCUACAUGUGCAUUCAAAUAGAUCCCAAGAUGCAUCCCUUUCAUGUAUUACGCCAACUGAUGAAUUGACAUUGAACAAUAGUCAUUCAGUAGCGAGUUCCUCUGGCGCGCAUCCAACCGAAUACGACACAUCAAAGUACCAUAAUGAACCGUCCUUGACAAAAUCAAUUGACAAUUCAUCUGCUACUUAUAUACGGGUUGACUCAUCUGAAAACGUAUGCUAUGACGAUCUAGUUGACUGGCAAUAUGUGUUGCCUAAAUCUAGCCGGUAUCAGCGUCGUACAUGGGUGCAAUACAUUUUAGGAUUUAAAUAA
Molecule: messenger RNA, 2358 nt
Organism: Batrachochytrium dendrobatidis JAM81
Lineage: Eukaryota; Fungi; Chytridiomycota; Chytridiomycetes; Rhizophydiales
Exons: 1
Coding region: 1-2358 (785 amino acids)
Source: RefSeq, a predicted model, not a curated record